Molecule: messenger RNA, 1287 nt
Organism: Guillardia theta CCMP2712
Lineage: Eukaryota; Cryptophyceae; Pyrenomonadales; Geminigeraceae
Exons: 10
Coding region: 1-1287 (428 amino acids)
Source: RefSeq, a predicted model, not a curated record
AUGGCGUCGUAUCUCAACUCAGAUACAAGUGGAGGAGACAGAAAGAAGGCCGCAGAGUACAGACUGCAAUUGAAGUAUGCACAAGAUGACAAGGACUUUCAUUCCUCCCGAUUAGCAGCUUCCUUCGAUCAGUCUGGAGAUCCGUUGAGUGCACUUUACAUGACCAAGUAUCGAGCAUUGAACUCAGCGAAGAAGGGCAGCUCGUUGUUUCCUAUGCUUUAUGCUGUUGGAGAGGAUACAAACCAAGAGGGAGGCGAGCGUUCUGGAGGAGUGAGAGACGAGGACUACCAGGCGAUCCUGCAAGGAGCCAACAACGCAGCAGCGCAACUGAGUUUUCGAGACGAGCUCAAGAGCGACGAGCAGAACUCGAGAGGGUACAUGAAGAAGCUGGAAACCGAUUUCCUUCAAUCUCAGAACAAUGGACCAGGCUUUCAGUCCCUCCUUCAGCUGUCCCGUUUGCGAAGUGACAGGCCACGAUACCCGUCAUACGACGACACCAUCACAUCGUGGGCGGAUAGACGAAGCUCUGAGGGCUUGUCUGGUAACAUUCCUCAUGACUCGAGUCGCGUCCACUCAGAGUCUCGUCUCGAGGCUCGAGCGCCUUUCCAGCAGCUCUCGAUGGGUAUUGGGUCUACAGGGGAAGGAGAAGAAGACGGAAACGCCAAGGACUGGAUUGUUGCCAUGGAAUCUGAUCCCAAGUGCAAGAAAAUUGUGGAGCAGAUCAGGCAUGGAAUUCUUGGGGCUCUGCUAGACGAUUCGACAGAUUGUCUGGCAAACAAGAAGAAACCCAAGGCGAUGUGGCCGUUCGGAGACAAAUGGGAGGUUAAAGAUCAAGGGGUGCAGGAAAAAUCCAACCUUCUGAUCUUGGCGGCAAGGAAACUGGAGAAGGAGAGAGAGAAGCUGAAGGAUGCGGAUAAUGAGAAAGAAGAGGCCAAGCGAGAUGCGCUCCAAGCCGUCAAGACCGAAGGAGCCUUGCAGGCUCAAGUGGAUUCACUGUAUCAUAAUGAGAAGAAGCAGAGAAAAGAUUUUGCAAACGUAGCCAAGAUGGCGCAGAGCACUGUACUGGUGGAAGAGGAGAUGAUAGGCAAACUGGUCAAAGCUCUCAAGGAUGAGAAGCAGAGUGUCUCGGAGAUGCAGCGGCAGAAUCUGCUCCAACAAUUGGCUCUUAAGCGAUUACAUCAGUCGUUUGAGCAUGGACAUCAAGGACAGAACGGCGAAUGGUACAUCCCUUGGACUAAGCAACUCGCAUCCGCGGCACAAGCGGCCCGUCCCUACUCUGAAGCUUAA